GUUCAAAAACUGGUUGAUGAGGAACCGCAUGUUACAGUAACCGAGAUGGUUCAUGAUUUGGUUGCAAAGUUCGAGGAUAUUUCUUUGUGCAAGACCCAGGUCUACUACCAUACGAAGACGACCUGUAAUCUUGCGGUUAGCAUUGCACGCUUCGAAUCCGAAAAGAGGAAUAGUUUGGAAGACCUCGAAGAACGGUACAAAUGGUUUAUGGGUUGGAAAGGUUCUGAUAUAGACUUCACCAAAAAUUGCGUCUUUAUAGACGAGAGCGGUUUCCAUACCAAUACAGUACCAGAAUGA
Mycotypha africana is the source of this 297-nucleotide messenger RNA. RefSeq lists its product as uncharacterized. The record is from RefSeq and is a predicted model, not a curated record. The transcript has a single exon. The annotation marks the transcript as partial. Lineage: Eukaryota; Fungi; Mucoromycota; Mucoromycetes; Mucorales; Mycotyphaceae.